Molecule: messenger RNA, 1306 nt
Organism: Phytophthora nicotianae INRA-310
Lineage: Eukaryota; Oomycota; Peronosporomycetes; Peronosporales; Peronosporaceae
Exons: 1
Coding region: 128-1216 (362 amino acids)
Source: RefSeq, a predicted model, not a curated record
AUGCCGAAUGCGUGGUGGAGACGAUCGGAAGUCCUGAUCGGUCUCACUCUAUGGUGGCGACGCCCUUCGAGGACGACGUCGAUAACGAAGACCGUCGUCACUUUCCAAUUGGUAACAGACUCAAGAGAUGGUCUUCCGUACUCUUGCCGCGCUAAGCUUCACCGUUGUGGUCUCGGCCGAAUACUUCGAAGGUGACGGUACGAGCUACACGUUAGGCGAUAUCAGCAGUGGCAAUUGCAACUUCAUGUCAGCCAUCCCGACGGCCUCAACCAACUACGCGGCGCUCAACAACGAUCAAUGGGACAACCUGGCUAACUGCGGCCGCUGUGCCGAGGUAUCCUGCAUUGACGACCAAUGCACCGACCAAACCACCACUGCCAUCGUGCAAAUCUUGGAUCGGUGCCCGGAGUGCAGCUCUGGCGACCUGGAUCUGUCACCGACAGUGUUCAAGACUAUCACCGGCUCGGAUCCCAGUCGUCUGUCGAUCCGCUGGAAGUUCGUGGACUGUCCCAAUCCAGGUAACAUCGAGGUGUGCCUCAAGUCCGGCAGCAACGGAUACUAUGUGGCCGUGCAGCCUACUAACACCCUGGUCGGAGUGGAGACCGUGACUAUCAACGGCGAAGCGACCACCAUGGUGGACAGCGCCUACUACUACCUGAUCGAGAGCACAAGUGAUGUUGACCUGACGUCCGUGGCUGUAUCGAUCACGUCCGUUGAAGGUGAGACUGUGGAAGGUACCUACUCGCUGACGGCGGGUGAGUGCGUGGACACCGACCAGCAGUUUACCACUAGCAGCAGCAGUCAGACUACCAGCUCGACAACCUACACAUCCACCACGACCACUGCACCAACGUCCAACACCACUACACCAGCGUCCACAACAGCAACACCUACGUCCACCACGGCCACACCAGUGUCCACUACUGCAACACCAGCGUCUACGACAGCAAUACCAACGUCCACGACGGCUACGCCUAUAUCCACUACUGCUACUCAGACAUGGGGAAGUGUUGGUGAGGACACCGAAAAUUCUUUAGAGGAAGAUGUGGAAGCCACUACGUCUCCUACUAGCACUACUUCAACGCCGGCUUCAACAACAUCGACUCCAGUGGCAACCACGACUAUUCCACCCACCACCACAACAGCUCCUACUGCAACGACAACGACCCCAACGACUAAUUCACCGAAGUGCCGCGUGCGAAGCCGUCGCGGUUAAUUGCUUCGAGCAUAUACCUCGCCGAAUCAGUGUUGUUCAUGCAGUAGUCGUUAACCAUUAAUUCAGUUUAAGGGAUAAACCUUUUGUUGG